This is a messenger RNA of Sesamum indicum (sesame), 2786 nucleotides long. Its product is annotated as YTH domain-containing protein ECT2. Gene Ontology annotation, biological process: mRNA destabilization. The record is from RefSeq and is a predicted model, not a curated record. NCBI's taxonomy places the organism in Eukaryota, Viridiplantae, Streptophyta, Magnoliopsida, Lamiales, Pedaliaceae. Gene Ontology annotation, cellular component: cytoplasm. Gene Ontology annotation, molecular function: mRNA binding.
GACCGCCUUUUAUUUCCUCUCUCUCUCUCUCUCUCUAGGGUUUUCUUUCUUAACCGCGUCUACUUUUGAAAAAAUUAAACACUUCUUGUGCCCAAUAAUAUUUAUAAUAAUUAAUAAUAAUCAUUUCUCACAAACAAAAUCCAAGAAUUUAAUACUCAUGUCUCUUGAAAUCAAGACCCCUAUUCAGCCACUCUCAAGUUUGAUCCAGCUGCUUUCUGGGUCAACCAUGGCUUGAAUCUGCUAGUUUCUAUCUGGGGUGGCAAGUCCUGGGACGGAAGUGUACAAUGUUCCUGAUCAAGGACUUGCUGAUAUGUAUCUGAUUCAAGAUACUGUGUCAAACCCACAGUCUACUGCUCAAUUUGGACGAUUCGGAGCCAUGUAUAACGAGGGAACCCCUGACUACUUUCUUGACCAGGGUUUGUAUUAUCCAACUGCCACCAGCUAUGGAUACAUCUGUACAGGAAUUGAAUCAACCGGUGACUGGGAUGACCACCGUAUGAUUUUUGGUCUGGAUGGUCAAGAUAUUCAGUAUACUGGUUUGGCAAAUGAAAGUCUGCCAUAUGUAUAUUAUACUCCUAGCUAUGGGUAUGGAGAGUCUCCCUACAACCCGUAUAAUCCUUACAUCCCUGGUGCUAUGAUAGGACUGGAUGGAUCAAUUGUAGCGCCCCCACAGUACUAUGCCCUUCCAUCAUUUGAGAAUUCCGUAUCACCCCCUGCAUAUGUGCCCUUGGUCCUUCCAUCAAGGCUUGAUACAGUUGCAAGUGGGAUGACCGACUCAUUCAUUGAAAAUGCUGUAUCCGUGAAUAAAGUUGAUGGUUCAGUUGCUAAAUACAAUUUACCUUCAAAUGCACCUAAUUUUUCACCGGCUCCGGUGAGGGAUGCUUCUAGUCGGAGAAAUUCCUUUGCAAGUGUUCCUGAAGGGGUUAGAGCUAAUACUGGAUCUGGAAAGCAGCCUGUGCCAAGUAUGACAUCUAGUAGUUUCAUGAGUCCAGAAUCAUCACAAAUUCGCUGGGUUGGAGGUCCUCAAGGUUCAGAAAAUGCUCCCCGUGUGAAGGCUACAUCAGGUGGUAGUCAACUAAAAAGUACUUUUACUUCUGAGAAUGGACCCUCUGGUUUUGAAUCAGGUGAUCUUACCCGGGCAUCUAUACAUAAAGUCAAGUCCAAGUUACUUUAUGAGAGAGCCUCUGAUGAUGUAAGAGUCAGCCAUGAUACAUUGAGCGAGCAGAAUCGGGGACCAAGGACAAACAAAUUGAGGAAUCAGUUGAUAGUUAAAGCCUAUACAGCAAGGGCAGGAAAUCCUGAUGCACAAGGAAACAUUGUUAUCUUUUUGGACCAGUACAACAAAGUUGAUUUUCCUGUGGAUUAUGUAAAUGCAAAGUUCUUUGUGAUCAAAUCAUAUAGUGAGGAUGAUGUGCACAAGAGUAUAAAGUAUAAUGUGUGGUCAUCUACACCUAAUGGAAACAAGAAGCUUAAUGCUGCAUAUGAAGAUGCCCAGAAAAUAGCGGCGGGGGGUUCACAAUACUGCCCUGUCUUUCUCUUCUUUUCUGUUAAUGCUAGUGGCCAGUUCUGCGGUGUUGCUGAGAUGACCGGCCCUGUGGAUUUCCAGAGAGAUAUGGAUUUCUGGCAGCAAGAUAAAUGGAGUGGUAGCUUUCCUGUGAAGUGGCACAUUAUAAAGGAUUUACCGAACCCCAACUUUAGGCACAUCAUACUGGAAAAUAAUGAGAACAAGCCAGUUACUAACAGCAGAGACACACAAGAGAUAUGCUACAAGAAAGGUUUGGAGAUGCUGCAAAUAUUCAAAAACUAUACAUCAAAGACAUCCUUGCUUGACGAUUUCAUGUACUACGAAAAUAGACAGCGGAUUCUGCAUGAAGAGAGGUCAAGGCUUCUAAGGAAGAGCUAUGAAAAUCCAUAUCUUGUUCCACUAAUAGAUCCUCCGCGCAAGCUUCAAUCUCCUCAUGAUUCUCCUUCUAUUGGAGAUGUAAAUGGUACUGAAGGUGAUGCCAAUUUGACUAUUGUGAACCUAAACAAAGUCCCAGCAGGGGAUGAAUCAGAUGGCUCAAUGAAGAACCAUUCUGCACCUACUGGGCGAGUCUCCUUAGAUUUUAAUGGUGACGACUUAAUGAGUGUCAGUGGGAGCUGCCAAGUUUCAGCAGAUGGAGUGGCAAAUGUAGUAGAUGAAUUGAAAAUUAGUGCAUUGACUAUAGAGCCAGAGUCGGGGGGUGGUGCUGUUUCUAACACAACAAACGGUGAGGUGGUUAAUGUUGUCACUAUCGGGUCGAUGCCAGUGAAGGUUAUGGGCACAGCUUCGUCAGGCUUUUUGACAGUUGGAACAAUUCCACUGGAUCCCAGAGCUCUUCAGCGUGAGUAGGGGGGUUUAUAGAAGAAGACAAUAUAUAAAAGGAGGUUAUGGUGGAUGGGGGUGUCCAAAUUUAACAUUUUGUUUGGAUGAUGUUGAGAAGUCCCGGGUGAAGUUCUAGUGGAUUGCGUGCAGCACACACUCGGUGAUGGCUACUGUGUUGAAUCACUGGUGGUACUUGCAUGGGUGGCUCGCAGUUUUUGACGAGUUCUUAUUUGCCACAAUGACAACUGAUGGUUUUUGUUUUUUGUUCUUUUGCAUGUAUUUUGUUCUUGGCAUCAAUGGUUACAGUAAUUAUAUGGAGAAAAGGAAAGGGAAAAAGAAAGAAAAGACUAUUCUAAAUGCUUCCUCCUCUUUCAUCUAUUGCUGAAUAUUUUCCUAUGAAGUGGAAAUGGGCAUUGUUUCUGGUUCUCGGAAACGAUUUAUA